AUGGACCCAUUAAAGGCGCCCCAGUCGGCCUUCAGCUUCACAGCCGCCGAGCCAAUCAGGAAUACGCUUGAACAGCCCACCUCACUUGUUUCCGCAGCAAUUGACGACUCGAAAAAGAGACAAAAGCCCGAAGACGACCUGGAAUUCGUGGACUCCAUGGGUGCUUUCAUCCAAGAAUCGCGCUCCACGCUUUCUGAGUUGGUUGACCUCAUUUUGGCCAAUUUGCCGUUGAAGCGCAGCUACCACACAUACACAACGCUCGUGGAGUCCCACUGUCGAUUGAAAUCGGAUGAACGAUCUAAGCUCACCCAGAUGAUCUACGAGAAACUAGACAAACACUACCAGGACCACACCAAGUUGGAGAUAGCCAAUAUACUUGAGUCGAUGUGGGACAACUCUCAAACUAUUAUCGAAAAAUGCCUUGUGGUCUUCGAAGACUGGGAAUCAAAGUUAAAGUUGAUUCGAAAGUUAUUCUUAUAUUUGGAUCGAUCCUACCUUUUGAACCAUGCUACCAAAAGCCAGAUUUUGAAUUAUGGUAUGGAUCUAUUGAUAAAUGAUGUUUUUAUUGAUAAUCACCGGUAUAGAAUGAUAUUAUUAAAGCUACACACAGAUAUUCUAGCGGAGUACCGACAGAGGGAUGAAGAAUAUCCACAGUUUAUCAAGGAUUUUACCAAGGCAAUCCUCAAGUUCAACUACACUCGAACAUUCACUGCCUAUCUUGAUACUGUUCUCGUUGACCUGAUCAUUGCACAAUUCAAUACUUUGAAGGUAACAUGGUGGGAAAAUCCGGAAGACUACUUGGCAAUAGUCGUACGUAGGGCUUCCAGGGAGAAAGAGUAUUACCGUGAAUGUGGGUACUCUAGUAAAUCUAUCAAUAACCUCAUAUUAAGGCUCCAUUGGAUCUUAAUAUUCGAAGACUUCAAGACAUUUAUCAGCUCAGUGUUACCUUAUCUUGUCGAACCCGAAUAUCAUUACAGGCUAAGACUGGUGUAUUCGUGGAGCGAAAGUUCCAAGCGGGCUUUUGCUCUUGACUCGAUGCCAAUUUUCGUACUUGAGUGGGGCCAAAUGAUAUCCAAUAAGGUGUUAAAAAUUAUUGAUUCCAACAAAACCCAAUUGCCCAAAUUUUUAGUUCAUGAGUUAGUUGAUUUGUUUACCAAGUUUAAUGGCAUAGUUGGUGAAUGUUUGAAUGGAAACGAGAAGUUUGAAUUUGAAUUGCGGAGUUCUUUUACAAAUGCCUUCAACAAACGCCCAAACAACAACUUCGUCAUUCUACAACUUGCAAAAUAUUGUGAUAAUUACUUCAAGGCAUCAUCGAAAAAAACAUCCUCAGAUAUACCUUUCGAAGAGUUCAAGUCAAAUGUUUUAGUAAUAUUCAAAUGCAUCAACAAUAAACAGGAUUUCCUUAUACCCUACAAGAAGGAUCUUUCGAGAAGAUUAUUACUCGCCAGAAAUUCCAACUUUGAUCAAGAGAAACAAUUGGCAGAUUCAAUUAUGGAUCUCGUUGGAGCUUUCGACUCUAACGGUUUGGAUGCUUUAUUCACAGAUUUUAUCACAUCUCGGGAUUCAUACUCUAGCAUAUUGGAGAGUGACGUUAUUGAAUUCAAUCCAUUGGUAUUAGAUAAAUCUAAGUGGCCUGAUAUUCCCAAACUUGAAACUGAAGCUGCUAUUCCUUCUCAAUUAUCUUCCAUCUUGGAUUCAUUCAGCACGAAAUACCUUGAGUUGAAUGAAAGACACAAGAGCCAAAAGCUUGACUGGAGCAACUAUUCAUUACAUCAGUUGACUAUCCAUGGAGAGUUUGAGAAGGGGGUUAAAGAAUUAUCAGUAAAUCUCCUUCAAGCGGUGGUAAUUCUUUUGUUUAAUGAUGCAGACAGUUAUCUGUUCAAACAAAUACGACAGAAAACGAACAUGGAAACCAAGCUAUUAACUAGAAUACUCACAUCUUUGACUACUGAAAGAUACAAGAUUUUGAUCAGAAAUGAUGAUAUGUACAACUACAAUUAUCAAUUCACAGAUAAGUCAUACAGGAUAAGAAUACCACUUGCAAAAGAUACCACAACCAAAGCUGCAAAACGUGGUGGUGAAAUCGUGCAAGAAAUCGAGAAAAACAGAAAGGAAGAGUUUAGCAGUGUUCUUAUGAAGAUUAUGAAGCAAUUUAAGGAGUUAGCAGUAUCGGAGUUGUUUGGGAAGGCGAUUGACAUCUUAGAGAAGAGAAACCCAGUUAGCAUUGUUGAUUUGAAAGAGAGUUUGGAGCAGUUGAUCAAUAGGGAGUAUAUACUGAGGGUUACCACUGAAAAAGUUCGGUACAUACCUUAA
Molecule: messenger RNA, 2313 nt
Organism: Suhomyces tanzawaensis NRRL Y-17324
Lineage: Eukaryota; Fungi; Ascomycota; Pichiomycetes; Serinales; Debaryomycetaceae
Gene: RTT101
Product: cullin
Exons: 1
Coding region: 1-2313 (770 amino acids)
Biological process (GO): protein ubiquitination; SCF-dependent proteasomal ubiquitin-dependent protein catabolic process
Cellular component (GO): SCF ubiquitin ligase complex
Molecular function (GO): ubiquitin protein ligase binding
Source: RefSeq, a predicted model, not a curated record